Peronospora farinosa is the source of this 3405-nucleotide messenger RNA. Lineage: Eukaryota; Oomycota; Peronosporomycetes; Peronosporales; Peronosporaceae. The record is from the annotation of a GenBank genome assembly.
AUGGCAUCGACGUCAUCGUCCUCGGAACUGCGCAAGGCGUUAUCGAAAUACGCAUUGCCUAGUGUCAAUGAAUUAAGUCACUUACGUGCUGCUGAUCCGACGACGUCCUACCGCUCGUCCUUUUUCCGUCUGCAGAUUGAUGAACUGUUGACUACCGUAGACCAUAAACCCAGUGCUAAAGCCUCGUUAGGUCUGCAAAAGCUCCUUUUCCAAGUAAAAGAAAUCUUGCAAAACCUAGAGGAUCAACAGGUUACACAAGAUGCAUUGGAAGCUCGUGGCCUUUUGGUGCGUAGCCAUGUCAAACGCAAAGAGAUUGUCCUACCAUUUCAACGUCCUAGUCGUCUGGAUGUUAUAGGCAGCUACAUCCUACAGACUAUGGCUUAUUGUCCUAAAGACAGGACCGACUAUGGAGUUCUAAGUAUUGAUCUAGCAGUUGAAAUGCCCGCAGCCUGUUUCCUACCAAAAGACUUUGGGAAUUAUCGAUACUUUGAUAAACGGAACUUAUACCUUGGUGUCCUAGUGUCCGAGUUGCAAUCUCAUCAAGAAUUAUUUCAGAAUGUCAUGCUACAGACGUGGCACGGUGAGUAUGAAAAACCUGUAGCCAUCUUAAAGAUCAAUUCUGCGUUUUUACGUGACAAUGGCUUGAAAGGAGCUAAAGUUUAUGUACGGGUCAUUCCAGUGAUCACGACAGACUUGUUCAAAUUGGCCAAGUUAACUCCAUCGAGGAAUAAUAUCAAGCAUGAACCUGAUAUGACGGAACAGGAGAUGAAAGAAUGCAGUACACCCAUGUACAAUAACUCGAUUCUGGAAGAUAUGAUGAUGCGACAACAUACAAGAGAGCUACAUACGGUGUUGAAGGAAGCUCCGACGUUUGCUGAAGCAUGCAUUUUGUCCAAGGUGUGGCUGAGACAGAGAGGAUUUCACAAAGCUGUGGACUCGAUCAACGACUUUUUAGUGUCAAUGCUGCUGCUAUAUCUGUAUCAGAUUAAGCGGAUCAAUGCUCAGACACCGUCGGAUCAAAUGUUCAAAGUGCUGGUGCAGUUUAUUGCUGUACACAAACUUGAGGAUGAUCCUUUGCAGUUUCCGCCAGUGGAAGGCGGCGUGGUGCUCACGACUGAAGGGAUGGAGAUAUUCCGCAAGUUGUACGAUCUGGUGUUUCUGGACUCGUCUGGUCGAUUGAACUUGCUCGGUCGUGUAACGCGGAGUGGAUGGAAGGAAAUCCAGAACGCUGCUGCAGAGUCAGUGAAGCUAGUGCAACACUGCACGAUGGAUGACUUUCGAUCGCUCUUUAUCAAGAAGAACGAGUUUUGGACGCGAUACGAUCAGUACUAUUGGUUCCCUGCACCUGCUCCCGUAGACAGCGCCGAUGAAGACACGUACACGGUGCAGGAGAAGCGCAUUAUCAAUGAUAUGGGUCUUGAACAAUUCUGGUUACGUAAGCUUGGAUCAGUGCUGUCGAAAGCGUUGACGGAUCGUGUGAGUCUUGUUCGCCCCAUUGCUGAGGAUAGUGUCGAGUGGGGCAUGCGAGAUGACGCACUUCCGACGCAGCGCAAAGUAGCACUUGGAUUGCGGAUAAACCCAGUCAACGCGUGGCGGAUCGUUGAUAAGGGUCCAUCAGUAGACGACAAGGUGGCCAGCUCUCAAUUCCGUCAGUUCUGGCGUGGCAAGUCGGAAUUGCGUCGGUUUAAAGAUGGUGCCAUCAUUGAAGCUGUGGUGUGGGAAGGCAUCAGCACUGAAAAUCGCCACCGUGUGCUGGAUGCCAUUGUGAAAUUCAUUGUACCUGUACACUUCCCCCAGCUCUCCUCUUCGCAGAUCAAAACUUCUAAUGCUGCGUUGUAUUCAGCACUUAACGUUGAGGAGCCGGCAGGAUUGAAAAUGGCGAAGGCAUCCAAUGCGUUGUUUGAAUCUACGAUGAACUCGGUGUCGAAGCUAUGGGUCAUUUUCAACAACCUUGUAAAGACACUGCGUGACUUGGACUCGCUGCCGUUGAAGGUUUCGGAUGUACUUCCGGUGCACCCUGCUUUCCGUUACACAAGUUUGUUCCCUGUUGAGCCACACCCGUUGGCGUACUCCAAGGGUGAGAAGGUAAAUGCUGCGCCGAUGGCUCAUGUGAACACUGUGCUGGAACCUUUGGUGGUGCACGUGAAGUUCGAGCGCUCAUUGGCUUGGCCGAACGAGAAGAAAGCCUUACUGCAUGCGAAGACUGGCUUUUACGUGCACAUUGGUCAUGAACUCCAGUCUCGCCUCAAUCUACGUUGCGAGGUAGCCAAAGACUGUGUGGAUGUUUUCAUCAGUGGCUACGUCUUUCGUCUGAUUAUUCGCAGCGAAAAGGAGUUGAGUGUCCUCACUGGUGCUGCCGGAGUGAAGAAGCUUGCUCUCGUACAUUCGCCUGAAUAUGUGACGGUGAAGCGUGAGACUGACUACCUGUCGAAGCACGCGAGUACAGUGCAUGCACUGCACACGAAGAACACAUCAUACGGCCCUACGGUUCGGCUUGUCCAGCGGUGGGUGGCCGACAAGGCAUUGAGCAACGUGCUGCCUAUUGAAGCAGUUGAACUCAUUGUCGCUGACGUGUUCCUGACUACUGUAUCCACGUGCACCCCUCAUUCGGUUCUUUCUGGCUUCGUCCGAUUCUUGAAACGAGUUGCAAGCUUUGACUGGCAAAACGUGCCAUUCAUUGUAGAUUUAAACAGCUCUUUAGACGAUGACAAGCGCCGUGAGAUUCUGAAAAGGUUUGAAGCGUCUACUUCGAGCCCAUCUGUUCAUCCCGCGAUGUUCAUUGCCGCUGAUUAUGAGGACAUGGACUGCUUGUCAAGUUGGACACGAUUUACUCCGGACAAGGUGGUGGUGCAACGAUUAGUUUGUCUAGCUCAGGCUUCGUAUGACGUCCUGGUAUCUUGGUUAGCUUCGGGUGCGUCGUCCUCUGGCUGGAAGACGGCCUUCUCCUCGUCAAGAAUGGAAUUCGAUGCCAUGCUCCAGCUUGCGACGGAAAAUCUCCCGACCAAAAGGAUUCGUGUCAAUGGGGACAAGAAGCAUCCUUUUGUGGCGCCUGUAUACAAGAACAUGGACCUCACCGCAGUUCCGGUCAUGAUUGGAUUUGAUCCAGUGCGUGAAUUGCUGGAGGACCUGCAACGGAUGUUUGGCCACCUCGCUUUCUUCUUCAUAAAUGGUGUGGAUACGAAAGAGAUCCUGGUGACAUGGAAACCACAGGCUUUCCUGCCUGCCAAGUUCCGCGCCAUUACUGCUAAGUACCAGAUCCCACUACCGAACGACGAUGCGGCUGAGGACGAGGAAUCAACCCGCUGCUUUGCCGUACCCAACAUUUUUGAGAUCCUGUCGGACAUGCAGAGCCUCAGCCAUGGCAUGGUCAUCGGUGUCGCACUACAGCCUUUCGAAAGCUCAUAG